Messenger RNA from Ceutorhynchus assimilis (cabbage seed weevil), 1294 nucleotides. The record is from the annotation of a GenBank genome assembly. Lineage: Eukaryota; Metazoa; Arthropoda; Insecta; Coleoptera; Curculionidae.
UCUAACCUCACUUAACUUGUAAACAAAAAAAAAGAUCAACAACGUGGUAACAACUUCUGUUUUCUUUCCUUAAUUAAUUAUUUAAAACUAAACUAAAUUAAUAAAUAAUGUUGCGACGACAGGCCCGCCUAAGGCGAGAAUAUUUGUACAGAAAAACUGCCGAAGACAAACAACGGACCAUACAAGACAACAAGAACCGAAUCAGGAAAAAUCUGGAUCAAAAUACGGCGAUACACGGAGAUUUACAAAAGAAAGCGUUGCAUUACUCCAAAAAGUUGGAAUGGGAAGACGCCGGCCCUUCGCAGGCCACUAUAAUGGGUGGCGAAAGUGGUGGAGCCACUGCUAGUUCUCAAGAUGAUGAAUAUCGUUAUGCAGGUGUCGAAGAUCCAAAAAUCGUCAUAACAACAUCCAGAGACCCCAGUUCAAGACUCAAAAUGUUCGUCAAAGAAAUGAGAUUAAUAUUCCCAAAUGCCCAAAGACUAAAUCGAGGCAACUACGAAAUGAAACAGCUAAUCCACGCUUGCAGAGCCAACGAUGUCACUGAUUUCAUUGUGGUCCACGAACACAGAGGUGUUCCAGACGGCCUAGUGGUAUGUCACUUGCCCUACGGCCCCACAGCUUAUUUCAACAUGUCUGAUGUGGUGAUGCGACACGAUAUUCCAGAUAUUGGGACAAUGUCUGAACAAUAUCCUCAUUUGAUUUUUCAUAAUUUCAAGACGCCAUUGGGAGAAAGGACUGUUAAGAUAUUGAAGUUUUUGUUUCCUGUUCCUAAGGAGGAUGCAAAAAGAGUUAUUACUUUUGCUAAUCAUGAUGAUUAUAUUAGUUUUAGACAGCAUACUUAUAAAACAGUGGACAGAGAGAUUGAAUUGUCAGAGGUGGGACCUCGUUUUCAAUUGAGACUGUAUGAAAUCAAGUUGGGCACAUUGGACACUGCCGAUUCUGCAGAUACUGAAUGGGCCUUAAGGCCUUACAUGAACACUUCGGUCAAAAGGAGGUUUUUCAGUGAUGAAGAUGGGUGGAAGCAAGAUGAUGAAAUUGAUGAUUGAGUCCACUUUACUUGUGUUUCAUCUUGACCUCAUUGUCUUUUAAUGAUUUGAAUUUGAGGUAAUGAGAGGGUGAUAGAUGUUCAAAGUAAAGUUGGCUCAUGACAAUUACAAAUUACCUACCAAGAAGAUUAAAGCAUUUUUAACGUUGUAAAUAGCAAUUAUUCUGUUUUUAUUAUGUAUUGAAAUUUUUGUCAAUUAUAAAAAUAAUUUUGUAUUUGUAUUUUUUAUUGGGAAUACCUAAAGCUGAU